This is a messenger RNA of Chironomus riparius, 3474 nucleotides long. The record is from the annotation of a GenBank genome assembly. NCBI's taxonomy places the organism in Eukaryota, Metazoa, Arthropoda, Insecta, Diptera, Chironomidae.
AUGGACGAAGAAAAAAAUAUUUCCGAUCAGGAUAAAAUACCAGAGGAACUGCCUGGAACUUCUCAACCGGAUUAUGAUUCUGAUGGAGCGAGUAGUAGUUCUAGCGCAAACAGCGACAAUGCAGAAAAAUGUCCAAUCUGUUUAUUAUCAUUUGGUAGUCAGGAAAUCGCAAAACCUGCAGUUUGUCAGCAUGCAUUCUGCUUCCUGUGCAUUCAUGAAUGGUCAAAAGUAGUAAAGACUUGCCCAAUUGACAGAAAGGAGUUUAAGGAAAUUAUUGUUUUUGAGAAUUUCGACUCAAGCGUUCCAUUAAGGACCGUCGGAAUUGGCGAGCAAGUAAGCUUAAAGGAGUUCACAAAUGGCGAAAACGAGUAUACUCAAUGUGAGAUCUGUAGAAGUGCUGAACGAGAAGAUGUUAUGCUUUUGUGUGAUGGAUGCGAUAAAGGCUUUCAUAUGGACUGUUUGAAUCCACCUUUAUUGGAAAUUCCUGAAGAUAAUUGGUAUUGCAUCAAUUGCGAUGGAACUGACAGUGAAUCCGAAUCUGAGGAAGAAAGUGAAGAACAAGAAGCUGAUAUUGAUGAGAUCAACGACCUUCAAAAUGAAAUAGAGAUAGAAAUGGGUCAAUUGCCAUCAACUAGAUUAAGAAAUCGCCAACAACCACAAAUUAUUAGGACACUACAAAGCGAACGGAUUAGAAAUGCUAUAUUAGCACGCAGAACAUUGCGAUCAGCUGUGAUUGACAACAAUUUACAACCAUCAACAUCACAAGGUUUAAAUAGAAGAAGUUCAGUCCAAGCAAUACCUGCAAAAAAGCCAGUGAAGCGACGAAAAACAACACGCAGACGAAGAAGAGUGACUAAAGUCGUAGAAUAUGAAUUAAGAGAUGGACAGAAGUUUCCAGUUAAAACUACACGAACAGUUCGUAGAAAGAAAAGAAAAUCGAGGAAGACUAAAAAGGCUAGAAAAUCAUCAGGCAGACGUGUUUGUUCAAAAGCAACUUCAGCAUCAUCUUUCAAAAAUUCAAAUUCAAAUGUUUAUGAUUUACAAAAAGGCAGACAAUUAGCUGGUUUAAGUAAUUUUAACAUUUUUGAACCCACUAAUUUAUUGGAUUAUGUCCCAGACGACGAUGGAAUCGAUGAAUAUGAAGCUAUACAAAAUAGUUCAGGAAGUACAUUAACACAAUCCGUCGUAAAUUACACAAAUCCACUUCGUCGUCAAGCAUUGAUUAAAAAGCGUGUAAUUAACAAUUUUACAACGACAUCAAGUAGCGUAAAUAUCCUCGAUUCAAUCUUAAAUGAAGUGAGUCCAUUUGAUGCAGCAAUAUCAUCUAAUAAAUUGACUAAACAGGCUGGAAAUGAUAAAGCAAGGAAAUCUACAAAUGAUCAUCACGAAGCAUCGGCACAAAACAGUAAUAAUGAACCGAAAGAUCAACACAAUGAACAACAAGCUAUGAACAGUAAUUCAAGUGCUAAUUUAGAUGCUCAAAACACUGAUAAUCCAACAUCAUCAAAUAAUAAUGAUAGACAGGAGAAUACAAAUUUUGCUGAGAUUCACGAAAAUAUCGUGUCAAAUGAGAGAAAAUCACCACAAAAAAAGAAGAAACAAACAUUUGAUAUGUUUGGCGACUCACCAGUAAAUCAAGAAGAGGAUAUGCCAAACAACGCUGAAAUAUGUCCGAAUUUCUCAAUUUAUGGUUCAGUCAAUCGCAGUUCAGAUGAGAAUCUAUCACAGUCACAAGACUUGAUGAACGAAGAAAAUGUCGAUUUAGUUCAAAUGAGUGAUGGUGAGCAUAAUCCUUUAGAUGAUAUAGAGCCACCAGCAGUUAUAAGAAGUCAACCGGCGAGUCCCGAUUUAGAAAAUGACGUAAAUGAUGUAAAUGACCAAAUAAUUAUCGAAGAAAGAAGCUACACGCCGCCUAUAUUAACAAAAGAUAAUGAUAAAGUAGCUGAAGAAAAUGAAAAACGAAAGAGAGAUAAAGAGCACAAAAGGCAUAAACGACGAGAAUUGGAACGGUAUAAUGUGCGUGAAAGAUUUAAAGAGAAAUCGCCAAAAAGGAAUCGAGAUAGAUUUGGAAGGAACCGUACACGAAGUCGCACUCGAUCACGCGAGAGACUUGCUCGUAAGCAUAGUAAAAGCAACUCAAGAGACAGAGACAGAAUCAAGGAUCGUCAUAAAAAAUCCAAGACUCCUGAAAAACGGCGCAAAAGGUCAUAUUCGCGAAGCCUAUCAAAACGAGAUUCAAGCAAUGAGCGAAAACAGAAGCUUCAUAAGAGUAAGCAUAAGAAAUUUAGAAGAACUAGAAGCAGAUCUUUGACACCACAACAAAAUCGCUAUCGUGACAAAAGUCCGAGACGACGAGAACGAUCAACAAGUGAUAAAUCAAAGAAAAAGAAGCGUCCAAAUCGUAGUAAGGAAGAAAGAUCUACACAUACAAAGGAAGUGUUUACAUCAGGUCAAAAUAUUUUAGUAAGUGUGAAUUUUAAUAAUAAUAAUAAUCAAGAAGAAAAAAGAUCACGCUCAACGCAUUCAAAGAGCCAUGAAAAAUAUAAUGAGGAACCGAUUGUGGAUAUAACAGCAAAGAAGAAAAUUAAUGUGAGUUCAAAACCUGUUGCAAUAAUCGAUUUAGCACGGUCACCAUUCAGAGAAUUAACGCCAGAUUAUAAGAAAGAAAGCAAUGUGAUUGAAUUAAGUGAUAGUGAGGGCGAAAAGCAAGCACCAAAAUCUCCAGACUCGACCAAACUUUAUGAUCCAUUUGAUAUUCUUAAUUCUCCAUCCAAUGAAAAUGUAUCGAGUUCGCAAGCUACAACAACUACAUCGACUUUGAAAGCACUAAGUAAAAAUAGUAUAGAUUUUACCAACAAACUAGGACCUGCUAUAAUUAAAAGCCUCAAUCUUCCUCUAAUCACUAACAAUGAAGAAAAUUUGGUGUCAUCAAGUUCAUCUGUUAAUAACAUUUUUGAUAAAGUUUUUGCCGCGCCAGCACUUAAUAAAGUUGAAGUUCUUCAAAAUGAUGUCAUACAGAUUCCUCCUAAUAUGGCUAUAGAAUCACCUUAUUCUCCUGGCAACGAUUAUGAUGAUCAGCCUGAAGAUAAUAGUAUGGAAGUUACGGAUGAGACAAAGGCCAAUGAUAAACAAUCGGAAAAUAUUUUUAAUGAUUUGUUUGGAAGCUCAACUCCACCAUUCUUGGAAAAAGCUAAAAGCUCUAAGAAAUCUUCGUCAGAUCCUGAUAAGUAUUUAAAUAAGUUGAAGAGACAGGAACGAGUUGUGGAAGAAGUAAAGUUGGUAAUCAAGCCGUAUUAUGCAAAUAGGAAAAUUACUAAGGAACAAUACAAAGAAAUCAUGAGGAAAGCUGUUCCAAAGAUUUGUCACAACAAGUCAGGCGAAAUAAAUCCAGCCAAAAUUAAGCAUUUGAUUGACGGGUACGUAAAAAUGUACACCCACAAGAACAAGAAACGUGAGGUUGAGGAAAUAUUUUAG